CUACCCUCGCCCGCUCGCAGUCGCCGCACCCCAAAUCCACAGGGCCAUCCCCAUCCAGAUCCAGGCGUCGAUGCUGCGCCGCCAGCCCACCCGCAUCGACCUCCGCAGCUCCGACCGCGACGAGCUCGAGGAGCACCUCCGCUCCAAGGCCGCCGCCGCCGCCGCCGCCGAAUCCACGCCCCUCUUGACCCCGCGCCCGUCCAACCCCAUCUCCAACCCGCUCCUCCGCCUCCUCCACCCGCCGCCCGACGCCGCGCCCUCCAAGGCCCAGCGCAUCGGCCUCCACCCCCCGCCCCCCCAGCCCUAGCCGCACCCCCACCCCCAUGGAGGUCGAGAUCAAGCUCCGGCUCCCGGACGCGGCCGCGCACGGGCGCCUCUCCACCUUCCUCGCGCCCCGCCUGCUCCGCACCGACGCCCAGCGCAACGUCUUCUUCGACGCCGCCGCGCGGCCCCUCGCCGCCGCCACCGCCGCGCUCCGCGUCCGCCUCUACGGCCCCGACGACCGCGCCCCCUCCCGCGCCGUGCUCGCGCUCAAGCGCCGCCCGCGCAUCCACGCCGGCGUCAGCCGCGUCGAGGAGAUCGAAGAGCUCCUCGACCCGGCCCUCGCCCUCGCAUGCGUCGACGACCCCGCCCGCCUCGGCGCCGUCGACUCCCCCAUCGUCCGGCUCGUCUCCGACGAGUACGGCGUCGGCGGGGACAAAGCGCCGUUCGUCUGCCUCGGCGGCUUCCGGAACACGCGCGGCGUGUAUGAGCUCGGGGAGGGCGAGGGGCAGGGGCUCGUGCUGGAGCUCGACGAGACGCACUUCGAUUUCGGGACCAACUACGAGCUCGAGUGCGAGACCGCGGAGCCAGACCAGGCCAAGGAGGUCCUCGAGCGGCUGCUCACGGUGGCUGGGGUGCCGUAUGAGUACUCCCGGAGCAAUAAGUUCGCGUCCUUCAUGGCCGGGAAGCUGCUUCCAUGACUAGAAACCAAGACUUCAAAAAUGACAGUGGAGCGGAGCAAGGCUGCUCAUCGAGAGGGCCACUGAGGUCUUCCAUGGACGACUUGGAUGGGGCCCGCUGAUACUCUUGAUAAAUUCUUGAGCAACUUGUUGCCUCGUGGCUUGAUGGCCUGGCUAGCUUCUGCUGUUAUGUUUUGCGCUGUUUGUUGUUAAUCCUCAGACUUGUUCUUGUUUUCCAGACUUGUUCAGGAUGUCUGCUGUGAUGCGUUGGCCCUUUCUAUGGUGCUGAGUUGAUCGACUCCUCUUCAUGGUUUGA
This is a messenger RNA of Aegilops tauschii subsp. strangulata, 1257 nucleotides long. RefSeq names its product triphosphate tunnel metalloenzyme 3. NCBI's taxonomy places the organism in Eukaryota, Viridiplantae, Streptophyta, Magnoliopsida, Poales, Poaceae. The record is from RefSeq and is a predicted model, not a curated record.